Fonsecaea multimorphosa CBS 102226 is the source of this 2019-nucleotide messenger RNA. RefSeq lists its product as uncharacterized. The record is from RefSeq and is a predicted model, not a curated record. The transcript is spliced from 2 exons. Bases 1 to 2019 code for a protein of 672 amino acids. NCBI's taxonomy places the organism in Eukaryota, Fungi, Ascomycota, Eurotiomycetes, Chaetothyriales, Herpotrichiellaceae.
AUGCAAUUUGAGUGCGCGUUCUGUGACAAGGCCUACAACCACCGCAAGACUCUGAACAGGCACGUCAGAGACAAACACCCUGAGCAGACUGGUGGUCAAUCUUCUGACCCCAGCUCGGCGGUGGUUGUCUCUGGCGUGCCUGUGCAGGGUCUUGCGGUGGUUGCUUCGCCGGCUGUCGCUGCCCCUGUCGCUGCUCCUGUCGUUGCUCCUGCCCCUCUUCCUCUCUUUUCCUCUGCCUUGCCCUCUUCUUAUCCCCCCCUCUCUUCCUCUUCCUCUUCCUCGCCGUCGCCGCCGCCGGUGGCUGACAAUCAACGACAGCUCCGGUCUUCUCGCUCGACGAGGAACCAAGACAACAACCCAACGCCGCGAAAUCGGGCCGGCCUGGCCGAUUUCGACGUGACCGAGGGCUUGCCUGUGCAACGCUACGAGCGAAGAAGUGUCACCAUCAACCAGGACGCCUCCGCUGACCAGGCGGACGGCAACAAUCAAUCGGCCGAGAACAAUGACAGCAACAACACCUGGGCUGAGCUACCUCUGCCGUCAUUCUGGCCGCAGCUCUCACCAGUCAAUCAGGAACUGGUCCGUCGUGCACGCGCUCCCAAUCCCAAUGCCAAACUGUCGAUUUGGGACCGAAAGACCUCAAGCUGGAUCCCCGGCAUCGAACUUGAGAGGCGCGAGGCAGCGAGAAAAGCACAGCUGAACAAAGCCAAGCACAGCUCUGCUGCAAACGUCGAUGCAAUGAAUGUUGACGAUGAAGAAGACAAGAACGACGAAGACAAUGACGAUCUGAUGGACGUCGAAGGUCUCGCACCGGAUGCAAAACGUCGCAAAGCAACCUCUGGCUCAAACGAACGAGUGUUUGAAGUUAAGAGAUGGGAGAGAGUGCCUGUUGCUGUCGCCGAAAAGAUGCCAGAACCCAAGUACCUUGCCGACCGCCGACCGGGAAUGGAGAGUCUCUACAAGGGAGCAUACAAAGCCACGAACGGAUUCGGAACCAUUGGAGACGCUGUUGCUGCGGCCAUGAGUGGUGGUGCUACGGGAUUUGACCUUGGUGAUGGUGCCGGUCUCGGGAAUGCUUCUGCCAUCCUUGCCCCAGGAUCUGGAUCUGGUGUGCACAAUCCACAAGCAGACGGCACAUCUACGCCUGUUCGAAAGAACAUGCCUCCGAGGCGCAAGAAGAAGAAGCUCGGUGGACCUGGGAGGAAGCCUAAGAAUCCGAAUCCCGAACCCGCUGCAGCUGCCGCUAUUUCUGCUGCGGCUACUGAAGACACCGCUGCCGCAAGCACCGUCGGAGACGUAACCAUGAGAAACACACCCGAAACAGCCGUUGAAGGCGCUGACAACGCAAACGGAACACCCGCCAUCCAAGGCGAUGCACUUAUGCAGGACGCCGACGGAGAAGGGUCUGGAUCAGAGAGUGAAGGAGAGGGAAGUGAGGAGGGAGAGAUAAGCGCUGCCAUUGACCCGGCUCUUACUGCAAACACCACUGUCGUCGAUCUCACACUUACUGAACACACUCCUGUCAUCGAUCCCGCACUUUCUGAUCACACUCCUGUCAUCGAUCCCGCACUUUCUGAUCACACUCCGAUCAUUGAUCCUGCACUUUCUGAGCACACACCUAUCAUCGAUCCCGCAAUUUCCGAAAACACCCCUACCAUCGAUCCCGCUCUUACCGAGGACCCCUUGGCCACGCAAAUCACUCCCAAGCCAGUGGAGGAAGCCGCUUUGCCUCAAAUAGAUGGUGCUUCUGAAGAACACAUGAAGGAAGAAGACACCGAGAAGAAAGAAGACGUUGCAGCUACUGAACCUGCUGACAGCCCUGAGAAACCCGAAGCUGAGGCCGACGCGGAUGCAAAUCAUCCAGGUCUAGGUGCCAACGCUGACGCUGUCUCUGCCCCUGUAAUUGAGCAGGAGGCCAAGAUGAAAGAACACGAAGAAGGUGGAGGUGAAGGUGACGAAAUGGAUGUGCUUGGUGCGCUUGAGGCUGCAGUGGACAAGGAGACCAACGAAGAUGCCUGA